AUGCCCACCCAAGCCACAAAGUCAAAAAAAGAAGAUGCCUACAUGUCCCUGAUGAGAGGCUUGAAAGAGCUGGACCUCCACGGCCCCUGUGUUCCCAGUGACCUUGUGCUGACUGGAGACCAUGCCUUUCCUUUAGCGAUGAACAGCCGAGGCCAGGUCCUGAUGGCAGCCUCUCUGUACGGCCGUGGAAGGAUUGUGGUCCUGGGUCAUGAGGGAUACCUGACCACUUUUCCUGCUCUGGUAGAGAACGCUCUGACCUGGCUGAGAGGAGAUGGAUCUGACAACCUGUCUGUGGGGGUCCACAAUAAGGUCAAGGCAGUCGCUGAUAACCUCAGCAAAUCCAGCUUCCAAGCCAAAGUUGUGGGGGCCUUUGGUGACAGUCGGGAUGUUGGUGUGUAUGUGACAGAUGCCUACAGCGUGGGUGGAGAAGUGAAAGAUCUUGUGGCAUUUCUGAAAGCUGGAGGUGGAAUUCUGAUAGCAGGGCAGGCGUGGAAUUGGGCUUCAACGUACCCGAAGGAGAACACAAUUCUACAAUUUCCAGGGAAUAAAGUGUGUGGUGUGGCAGGAAUCUACUUUACUGCGCAUUAUGGGAAGGUAGAGAUCCUGCCUGUCUACCCUCAGAUCCCAUCCUCAUGGAUGGCUUUACGUGUUGAUGAGGAUUUUAAGGAUGACCUGGAUUUCUUACUCCAGGGGGUUUCAGAGUUUGACCUCACCGAUGGUAUAGUAGCUUCUGAGGCACUGGUCCACGGCCCGUUAGCCUUCCCCAUUGGUACCACUGAGGAUGGACGGGCAUUCCUGGCAGGAACCUACUAUGGGCAGGGUCGAGUUAUUGUGAUCACACAUGAAUAUCCUCUGAAAACAAAGAAACUGGCUUCGUUUUGGAACAAUGCCAUUAAUUGGUUGGACCAACGCCGGAAGGGGGUCAUUGGUGUCGAACCAUACAACAAACUACUGAGCGAGUCAGGGUUAAUAUUUGAAGAGAUGGAGUUCAGGAAAGACCUGAGUGUAUUUGUUUGUACAGUGUACAAAGACCAUGAUGUGAAGGAAAUCCAAGACUUUGUAGCAGAGGGAGGAGGUCUGCUGAUUGCUGGGCAUGUGUGGAACUGGGCAUAUACCAACUUGGGGCUUAACCCAAUGAAAGAUUUCUCAGGAAACAAGAUCCUGAACACAAUGGGCUUGAGCUUGUUGCCGGCAACAAUUGGUGAAGGUUCCUACAAGGCUCCUGUUCCAACCCAGGCCAAGAAAUACAACGACCACUUCCGCAAUCUUCUCUGUCGUUUUGCUGGUCAUGUUAUCCAGGGCGAAGAACUUACCGAGCAUGAGGAGAAACACCUUCAAAAACUGGGUGUGGAUUCUACCAACUUCUUGAACAUGAAGGCUUAUGACAGCUACUUCUACACACAGGUGCUGUCCAUUCUCACUGACAUGCUGAAGUCCGGCUUCCCACAGGUGAGUGACAAGAACCCUGUGAAGAAUCCCAAAGACCAACUACUCCUCCGUUUGGGUACAGAAGUAUAUGAUGUGUCACCACAUCCUGAUGCUCUCCUGCCGUACCUCAUCAAGGAAAAUCCUUUUGUCAAAAACCAGAAGAUCAGGAUUAAUGUUAACACGGCAGGUGGGCAUGAGUGGAUCAGUACAGGUCUGUACCUCUUUCCUGGUAUGAAGACAGAGAUGAUCAUACCAGCAAACAUCGUCAACCAGAACUGGAAGAUCCAGAUAGGUUGUCAAACAGAUUACCUGAAAAAAAAGUUGAAGAGAGCACCGUGUGUUCAUAAGCAAUUCUUAAUUACCACAGAGAAGAUGCAGGUGUUGAACCUGUGGGGGGGACUCAUCUACCUGGUGGCUCCACCCAACACAAAGGUGGAGGGGGCAGAGGUCAUAGUACAGACGGCUGUGCGUGCUCCUUAUUACAAGUCUGAUGAGACAACAUUAGCUGCUUGGUCGUUGCUGCGCACAGCUCCCUCACCCUGGGCAGAGUUGGAGUUUGACAACAUCAUCCUCACUGUACCAUCAGAUGUUGUUCGAGAGCUGGAGCGCCCUGAUGAGGUGGCAGCGCUUUGGAAUGACAUCAUGAAGGGCAUUGCAGAUCUGGCUGCCAUUCCACAAAAAUUUGCCCGGAAAGAACGCUUUGUAGCAGAUGUGCAGAUUUCUGCUGGUUGGAUGCAUUCAGGCUAUCCUAUCAUGAUACAGACACCUUCAGCUGCUGAGCUUUUCAGACCAUAUGAUGCCAGGACCAAAGGCUUGUGGGGAGAAGUCCAUGAAAUGGGACACAACCAACAGAGAAGCUGCUGGGAGUUCCGACCACACACCACAGAGGCCACAUGUAACCUGUGGUCAGUGUAUGUGCAUGAAGAGGUGCUGGGGCUCAACAGGGAAAAGGCUCAUCCAUCUAUGACCUUAGCAAAUCGGAAGAAAACUGUUGAGGAGUACGUUGAGGGGGGCAAGAAACUCAGCAGCUGGAACGUGUGGGUGGCCUUGGAGACAUACCUGCAGCUCCAAGAUAAGUUUGGCUGGGAUGCCUUUAAGAAGGUAUUUGCUGCCUACCACAAGAUGAGCAACUUUCCCAAGGACAACGAUGGGAAGAUGAACCUGUAUGCUGAGACUUUCUCCCAGACUGUGGGGAUGAACCUGUCUGGAUUCUUUAAGGCCUGGGGCUGGCCCAUUGAAAGAGCCACUGAGGAGAAACUCUACAACCUGCCUCCCUGGACUGACCACCCCAUGGUCCAAUAUGGCUGAACUUCAGACUGCAGCUGAUUAAAAUGCAGAGAGAUGGGUGUUAGUUUAUCAACACAGUCAAAGUAAAAGCAUAUCAAUAUUCUUUAUAACAAAUUAAAAAUAUUUACAUUACACUUCUAAUUCUAAAUUAUCGUUCCUCUAAAAGUAAAUGUCCAAUUUAAAGCAGUAUAAUACUGCUGGUUGGUUGUAAAAUCAAUCCUGUGAGCUGACACAUGCGUAGAGCUGAGGAGUCGGGUGAUCGUUUUCUCUUUGGGUUCAUCACGAUGAGCAACUCCUUUCACUUACGCAGUCAUUUGGCCCAUUGUUAAUAUACAAAUGUUGAUCAUAGCAGCUUUAAAUCUUUU
Cottoperca gobio is the source of this 3080-nucleotide messenger RNA. RefSeq names its product TRPM8 channel-associated factor homolog. Gene Ontology annotation, cellular component: plasma membrane. Gene Ontology annotation, molecular function: transmembrane transporter binding. Bases 1 to 2736 code for a protein of 911 amino acids. NCBI's taxonomy places the organism in Eukaryota, Metazoa, Chordata, Actinopteri, Perciformes, Bovichtidae. The transcript has 11 exons. Gene Ontology annotation, biological process: positive regulation of protein targeting to membrane. The record is from RefSeq and is a predicted model, not a curated record.